Messenger RNA from Didymodactylos carnosus, 1707 nucleotides. NCBI's taxonomy places the organism in Eukaryota, Metazoa, Rotifera, Eurotatoria, Philodinida, Philodinidae. The record is from the annotation of a GenBank genome assembly.
AUGUGUAUUUUAGAUAUGUCAUCGUAUCCAAAAUUUAAUGUUCCUUAUACGAUUGCCGGAGUCGGAGCAGGAGUCGGAGCAUGUACACUUGCCUACUAUGGCAGUCAUGCAUAUAAAUCGAGAUUACAAAAAUUAUAUGAUGAUGGUAUCGAUUUAAACAAUCAAACAAUUGAAGUUGAUCCCGUGGAAAAAAUUCGACGUUGUACAUUUUAUAAAAAUGUGGACAUUUAUACAUAUUAUAAACAAUUUUUUCCAGAUGUAAAAAUGCUCGGAGAUAUUCUCUAUCAUGGUUAUAAAGUUUCAAAUAAUGGACCAUGUAUUGGACUUUCGUUUAAUGAUUCAACAUCAACAAAUGAAAAUAUUAAUUUCAAUUGGUUGUCCUAUUCCCAUGUACUUGAACAAGUUCGAUAUAUUGGCUCCUAUAUGAUAAGUUGUUUAAAUUUAGUACCAAAUAAAUCUAAAGUUGGAAUUAUGUCUUUAAAUCGACAAGAAUGGACAUAUGUUGAACAUGCUUGUUAUAUGUAUGGAUUUAUUGUUGUAUCACUCUAUACAACAUAUGAUUCACAGACCGUAUUAAAUUUAUUACAAAAAACAUCUACUGAUAUUUUAUUUGUUGAUAAUGUUCAACGUAUUGAAAAAAUAAAAUCGAAUCUAUUUGAUAUUGGAAUAAAACAUAUAAUUUCAAUGGAUGAUUUACCCAUAACUGAUAAUAAUAAUAGUGAUAUUAAAACAUUUCAGCAUGUUUUAGAAUCUGGUAAAGAAAAUUUAUGUCCUCGACCAUAUUUUGAGUCGAACAAUAUAGCUACAUUUAUUUUUACGAGUGGAACAACUGGUAAACUGUCUUUAAUUAACGUAUGUGAACCAAAAAUAGCAAUGUUAAGUCAUGAAAAUAUAUUAUCGACUAUAAAAAGUGAUUAUGAGAGAAAGCAACGUGCUCGUAUUUCUGGUACUCCUUCUGACCGCCAUUUAUCUUUUCUUCCAAUGCCUCAUUUAUAUGAAAGAAUGGUAUUAUUAGUUACAUUUAUAAAUGGAUCAAAAGUUGUCUAUUGUCCACAACCUGAAAAAUUAUUGGAAUAUUAUACGGUUGUUAAACCAUCUCGUCUUGUAAUGGUACCAAGACUUUUAAACAAAGUGUAUGAUACAAUCAUGAACGAAGCGGGUAAAAGUAAAAUCAAACACUUUUUAAUUAAACAAGCAUUACAAAAUGAACAACCAUCAUUAUUUACCAAAUUGAUAUUUCGUAAAGUUCGACGUUUAUUUGGUAAUGAGGCAAUAUCAAUGUUCACUGGAAGUGCCCCUGUCACACCUGACGUAUUACACUUUUUUCGUAUUGCAUUAAAUAUUCCCGUUGCAGAAGGGUAUGGUCAAACAGAAACAUCCGCAGCUGGAACAACUACACACAUAAUUGAUCAAUCACCAGGAACCGUUGGUUCACCGGGAUGUACGGUAGAAAUAAAAUUAAUUGAUGUUUCAGGAACAAAUUAUUAUAAGGAGAAUAAUCAAGGUGAAAUAUGUAUUCGAGGGCCAUGUGUGUUCAAAGGUUAUUUUGGCGAUGAAAAAAAAACACGAGAAACAAUUGAUGAAGAUGGGUGGUGUCAUACAGGUGAUAUUGGAGAAUGGAGACCAAAUGGUAGUCUUCGUGUUAUUGAUCGGUGUAAAAACAUAUUUAAAUUAAGUCAAGGAGAAUAUAUAGGUAAACUCAACUAA